AAAACAUAGAAAAACGUGGUGAGACUAGACUAACAUAAUAUGUGACAUGACAAUAAAAUAACUAAGACAAUGACUAAACAUGAAAUAUGACGUGACAAGCAUGAAACGUGACAAUUACCCAUAUAUUUUGAAAGGUCUGGCCUUGAGUAUGAAAGUUUUCUUUGAGAUUACAGUAAAUUCAUAACUUUACCAUAAUUAUCUGUCAAGAGAAACUUUGAAUUAAUCUUUCAGUACAUGGCCCCAAAGAUUGGUCUAGGCCACAUGUAACGACAGUCACAAAAAACAUCAAUUUAUUUUAUUGCAGAGCCUUCCAUCAUGCAGUGAUGAGCAGAUUCAUUUUUCACACUGGUAACUAUCAUCAGGACAGAUACAAGUACUCCAUACAUGACCCAUGAGGGUGCAGGUCUUACAAUGGCAAAGUUUAUAAUACAACAAAAUUAACAAAAACUAGAAAUAUUAAUUUCCCAUCAUUUCAAGAGCACUGCAAACAGUUCUCAUUUCUGUUUGCCAGCUUUCCACCACAGGACAUUUCACCUGAAAGAGAAUAACUUCGUAAUCUUCUACAACCGCAUCGAGGACAGAAUAAAGUAGUGAUGCAGAACUUGGGUAUAAAACCAUGACUACAAUGGAAUCUUCAAAACAAAGAAAGUAUGACCUUUAUCUGGAACCAGAGUUAAAAAAUACAGGAGUUUUUACUUUCAUUCAAACUAAACCAGAGAAAGUGCACUUGGCAGAGAUUGAAGUGUUUGCUAUAGAAGUGAAACCAUCACACUGGCACACAGAACGUGAAGGAUCUGAUGUGAACAAGAGCUGUGAGGUAUCCCACCUUCCAGAUUCAGCUACACUGGCCUGGGAACGGGACAGAGAACCCACUGCUAACACAACGCUGAUCUACAACAACACUGCCCACAUCAUCAUCCACAGUGUUGACCAACACAGUGAGGGAACCUAUGACUGUACACUCCGACGGAACGGAGCGCUUAUUUUCAGAGUUCCCAAACUUGAACUUAAAGUCACCAAGGGAACAUUUGUAACACACCGCACUCUGUACAGAGGGAGUAUGAACAGCAGUGAGGCGGUGCUAAUCUGCCAUUCUCUGAUCUCAUACACAAACGCCUCCUGGUCUUGGGCGCCAGUGUCUGAGACACAAGCAAUCCUUGUGGCCUCAGCUGGUAAAUGCAAGAAUGCUGCAAUUUCCAUGGAGAUGGAUAAAGAGAGAGUCUCAUCUGAUAUCUAUGAUGGGUCUAAGUUUCCUCUGAAAAUCUCACCAGUGAAGUUUGGAGACAGCGGAAUGUACACCUGCAUUUAUGAAAGAGACAGGAUGGCUGAAAAAAAUCUGGUACCUAUUCAGGGAAAACAGGAAGCAACAGAAGUGUUUAUCCAAAGCCAGUCUCAGCAGAGCCCCCUGGUGGUCUGUCCAGGAAUCAGCCAGUUGUGCUGA
Messenger RNA from Conger conger (European conger), 1441 nucleotides. RefSeq lists its product as uncharacterized. The record is from RefSeq and is a predicted model, not a curated record. The transcript is spliced from 5 exons. Lineage: Eukaryota; Metazoa; Chordata; Actinopteri; Anguilliformes; Congridae. The coding region runs from base 617 to 1441 and encodes 274 amino acids.